Molecule: messenger RNA, 5436 nt
Organism: Melopsittacus undulatus (budgerigar)
Lineage: Eukaryota; Metazoa; Chordata; Aves; Psittaciformes; Psittaculidae
Gene: SMG5
Product: SMG5 nonsense mediated mRNA decay factor
Exons: 22
Coding region: 42-3182 (1046 amino acids)
Biological process (GO): nuclear-transcribed mRNA catabolic process, nonsense-mediated decay
Cellular component (GO): telomerase holoenzyme complex
Molecular function (GO): telomerase RNA binding; telomeric repeat DNA binding; protein binding
Source: RefSeq, a predicted model, not a curated record
GGCAGCGGAGGCAGGGCCAGGCCUCGCCGUGUACCGGAGCCAUGAGCCAGGGCGGGGGGGCCGGGGAGAGCGGCGAGCCCGAGGCCAAGGUGCUGCACACCAAGAGGCUUUACCGAGCAGUGGUGGAGGCCGUCCAUCGCCUAGAUCUCAUCCUCGGCAACAAGGCAGCCUAUCAGGAGGUGUUCAAGCCAGAGAACAUCAGCUUGAGGAACAAGCUGCGGGAGCUGUGUGUGAAGCUGAUGUUCUUGCACCCAGUGGAUUAUGGAAGGAAGGCAGAAGAGCUGCUCUGGAGGAAGGUUUACUAUGAAGUUAUCCAGCUCAUCAAAACCAAUAAGAAGCACAUUCACAGCCGUAGCACCCUGGAGUGUGCCUACAGGACCCAUUUAGUGGCGGGGAUAGGAUUCUACCAGCACCUUCUCCUCUACAUCCAGUCUCACUAUCAGCUGGAGCUGCAGUGCUGCAUCGACUGGACGCACGUAACAGACCCUCUCAUAGGCUGCAAGAAACCCGUGUCUGCAUCCGAGAAGGAGAUGGAAUGGGCGCAGAUGGCAUGUCACAGGUGCCUGGUGUAUCUGGGAGACCUGGCUCGCUACCAGAAUGAGCUGGCUGGUGUGGACACAGAGCUGCUGGCUGAGAGAUUUUACUACCAGGCCCUUUCUGUGGCCCCUCACAUUGGCAUGCCCUUUAACCAGCUGGGGACACUAGCAGGGAGCAAAUACUACAACGUGGAAGCUACCUAUUGUUACUUACGCUGCAUCCAGUCGGAAGUGUCCUUCGAGGGUGCCUAUGGGAACCUGAAGCGGCUCUAUGACAAAGCAGCCAAGAUGUACCAGCAGCUGCGGAAGUGUGAGAGCAGGAGGUUGUCUCCAAGCAAGAAGAGAGGCAAAGACAUUAAGAGGUUGCUGGUGAGCUUCAUGUACCUGCAGAGCCUUUUGCAGCCAAAGAGCAGCUCCCUGGAUUCGGAGCUGACGUCUCUGUGCCAGUCUGUGCUGGAGGAUUUCAACCUGUGCUUGUUUUACCUGCCCUCUCCUCCUCACCUGAGCUCAAGCAGUGAAGAGGAGGAAGAGUACGAGAGCGGUUACUCCUUCCUUCCGGAUCUGCUCAUCUUCCGCAUGGUCAUCAUCUGCCUCAUGAGCGUCCACAGCCUCAAGAGAGCAGGUUCCAAGCAGUACAGCGCGGCCAUUGCCUUCACCCUGGCCCUCUUCUCUCACCUCCUCAACCACGUCAACAUCCGCCUGCAGGCAGAGCUGGAGGAAGGGGAAAACCCGGUGCCAGCCUUCCAGAGCGACAGCCCAGAUGAGCAGGAGCCCCGGGAGCCCUUGCUUGAGAAGGAAAGCGAAGAGGCCCUGGGGGCUCCUCAAGCCAAGGAGGAGCAGAGGAAGAGUGAGGGCAAGAAGAGCAAGAAGUACUCACGUCUGUCAUGCCUGCGGCGCCGGCGGCACCCACAGCAGCCUGAUGAGAGUGACCUGAGCGAGGGCUUCGAGUCAGGCUCCAGCCAGGGCUCCGGCAAGGGCAGCGAGGGCUCGGAUAGUGCCUCGGAUAAGAGCGACGAGGAAGCAGAAGCUGCUUUUGAUGUGGAGACAGACUCAGAGAUGAACAGCCAGGAAUCGCGCUCCGACUUGGAGGAUAUGGAGGAGGAGGCAGGAGAAGAGGCCUCCAGCCAAGGCAAAAGUGGGCCCAAAGAGGCCUUAAAGAACGGUGUGGAUGACACUGGGCUGGGGGACUCCAAGAGCUCCAGCAUCUCCAAAGCUGAGGCUCCAGAGCCAGGCCUCAAUGGGCCAGCUUCACUGAGCACCAGUGAGAGCAGCAUCGCCAGCAACCUGCAGGCCAUGUCCACCCAACUGUUCCAGACCAAACGCUGCUUCCGCCUGGCUCCCACCUUCAGCAAUAUCCUGCUGAAACCCCCCCCUGAUCCCCCCCUCUUGAAGGAUGGCAUCGAAAGCAAAGCCUGUGUCAAUGGAGAUCUGGAGAAGUCUGGCUUAGCAGAGCAAGACGAUGUGUCUGACUCCGAGGAGAGCCUCUCCAGCAGCAAAUCCUGCAGGAAUGAGCGUUCCCUUCAGGAGAAGCUGCAGAUCAUGAGCAACGAAGGGCUGCUGCUCACUGUCAAGGUCUUCCUGGACUGGCUGAGGACUAACACAGACCUCAUCCUCAUGUGUGCUCAGAGCUCUCAGAGCCUGUGGAACAGGCUCUCCGUGCUCCUGAACCUCCUGCCUUCUGCUGCAGACCUGCAGGAAUCAGGCCUGGCCCUGUGCAAUGAAGUCAAGGACUUCCUGAGUGGUGCUGAGCUCCCAGACCCAAAAGCCAACUUGCUGCUGCCAGAAGAUGUUGCCCUCCGGAACCUUCCUCCCCUGAGGAGCGCUCACAAGAGGUUCAACUUCGAGCAGGACAGGCCCAUCUUUACCCCCCUCGAGGAGUGCAUCGUCCGCCUCUGCUGCAUUCGGAGCUUCGGGCACUUCAUCACCCAGCUGCAAGGCAGCAUCCUGCAGUUCAACCCCGAGCUUGGCAUCUUCAUCAGCACCGCCCAGGCCGAGCAGGAUAACCUCCUGCACCAGGCCCAGGCCCAGUUCCACAUGGCUGCGGAGGAGGCUCGGCGGAACCGGCUGAUGAGGGACAUGGCUCAGCUUCGACUGCAGCUGGAGGUGUCUCAGCUGGAGGGGAGCCUGCAGCAGCCCAAGGCACACUCAGCCAUGUCCCCUUACCUGGUCCCGGAUACCCAGGCCCUUUGCCAGCACUUGGCUCUCAUCAAGCACUUGGCCACCAGCGGCAGGUUCAUCAUCAUCAUCCCUCGGACAGUGAUUGAUGGCUUGGACUUCCUGAAGAAGGAGAAUGCCGGAGCUCGGGACAGCAUCCGCUACCUGGAGGCCGAGUUUAAAAAGGGGAACAGGUACAUUCGUUGCCAGAAGGAUGCUGGGAAGAGCUUGGAGAGGCACAAGCUGAAGAGGCAGGAUUUAGAUGCUUGGAAUCUCUAUAAAAUCCUGGACAGCUGCAAGCAGCUGACGGUGUCCCAAGGCAAUGGAGAGGACGAUGGCACAGGAAUGGUCACCAUCAUCACAGGCUUCCAGCUGGAGGACCCGAGCGUGUUCUCAGCACCCAUGCAGGCUGCCAUCCAGGCAGCCGCCAGCGCCAGUGUGGAGCUCAGGAACGUGCUGGACUUCUACAAGCAAUGGAAGGAGCUGGGCUGAGGCCGUGUGGGGCUUGGGCUGGUGUGAACCUGUCUCUGUGCCCCCCCCUUGGAACGUGCAGCGUCUGGACCAAGGCUCCCAACCUCCAGGCUUUGGACCCGAAGCAGCAGCAGCAGCAGCAGCAUCACCACCAUCAACCAAAUCUCUACCCCAAAGGAAGCCCCAAAGCCAAUGGGGGCUCCAGCCCCAAGCCAGGGUCUGAGCAGGCGGCUCCAAGCGAGAGCCAAGGAGAGCUCUGCCCUACUUCCCAAUGGGCAGGGAUGGGGCAGAGCUGGGCAGGCCUUGACCGCCCCCCCCCAACCUCAUCCCAGCUCCUCAAGCCUGGACUUGAGCUCCAAGCCCCCCAAGCAGCUUGGGAAAGGGGAUGCUGAGAGUGAUGGAGCCCCUGGGGCCAGGGAAGCAGAAAGUCCUUUUCCUUUCUUUUCCCUUCUUUCUCUUUUCCCUUUCCCCUUCUCCUUUCCCUUUCCCUUUCCUUCCAUCCCGCUCCUGCAGAUCCAUUCAUUUUCAAGGGCUUUUUCCCUUUUCAUCCUUAGGGUUUUGGUUUUUUUCCAAUGUAGAAAUGAGCUUAAAGCAACAGCCCCCUCAGAAUUCCUUUGGGAUCUGGCUCCUCUUCCCAUGGCAGAGAGCAAAGGAAAGGAUGAUGCUCUUUAAAAGCUCGCACUAGAAUAGUGUUGUCUUGGAAGCAGCAUAUUUAUUAUCCUUUCCCAGUGUCCCCCCCCCAGUGCGGGCUCAGUGCAAAGGGAUGCUUCCUGCAAGGAAAGGGAGCACAUCCUGGCUCUCCUCCCAGGCUGCAGGAGCACCGGGAGCUGGGCCAAGCUGCUUGUGAGAGGUGAAGAAGACUCCGCUCCUGCUUCCUCAAUCCCACCUCUUUGCUUCCAGUGCUAGGGAAUUGCAAUGGAGCUGCUGGAAGGGAGAAGAUCCGUGUGGGAUUUCAGCACCAUCUCGGAAGGAUCCCGAUGCCUCUUUGUGUCCGUUUUCCAUGGGGUUUUUCCCUUUGACACCCCUGCUGCUAGAAAGAGGGGGCAGAACUCGGGUGUCCCCCCCAGCUCCUCACAUCCCUCCAGGCAGGCAGAGGCAGACACGACCCCUUCGGUGUGUUCAGCAUCCCCAAGGGAAGGGCUUGGUGCUGCUGUGGGAUUGGAUGCUGGAAGAGCUCAUUCCCUGCAUGAAGGGACCUUGGAGACCUCCAUCCGGAUGGCAGCAUGAGCAGCCUGGCUCUCCCUUCCUGCCCCACCACCAUGCUUGGAGAUAAGGAAUGGGUGGCUCCCUCAUCCGGGUCAGUGUGAUCCAGAAGGAGAUGAUGCUCCAGAAGGAGAUGAUGCUCCAGAAGGAGAUGAUGCUCCAGAAGGAGAUGCCUCCUCCAUCCCCAUGGACUCAGCAGCUAUGCAAGUACCAAACCACUCCAUCUUCUCCAUCUCCUCCCAUGGGCCAGGCCUGAAGCUGCUACAGAAGGAAGGGGCCCUAAGGCCCCAAGUGACACUGGAGACUUCCCAGCAUGGACCAGGAUGUUCCUGGGGAUCAGGUAAAAGCCCCCAAACCAGCACAAAUCCCAGUGGAUUCCUUCAUUCCCAAUCCCUUUGCCGCAUGCAGCCUUGUAGCACAGCAGGAACCCUGCAAGCUCCAUCCCUUAAGGGGCUGAAGGGAGGCCCCAGAAGCAGGGUUUUGCUCCUCCUGAGCCUCGUGGUGCUUUUCUUAGGCUAAGCCAAGGACCCAGCACAAAAGAGCAGGAUCCGGCCUCCAGCUCCUCCUCUUGGAGUCCAAGCAGGGCUCCGGAGCUUCCCUUGCUCUUUGCUCCCAUGCUUUGGGUGAUGGGGCUGGUCCAGCGCUUCCCACCCUGCAGGGAUGGGGAUGCACAAAGGGAGCCACAUCCUUUGGGUCCAAAGCAGCAGUGUUGAGGUGGGGUUUGUGCUUCGUGGCUUGUAAAGCACCACUUUGGGCUAUGGGGAGGGCUCAGGGCACAGCUUAGGAGGGUGCUGAGGCCUCGCUCCCUUUGGUGCUGGUUGGACUUAGGGGCUCCAGGGCUGGGCCAAGCACCUCUCCCCUCUCCCAGCCUUGCCUGGGGGGCCUUGCACUGGGCUUGGUUCCUCCUUGAGCUCCCUGGGGCUUGCCUGGAGCCCAGGGGUGCUGAGCAAAGGGCAGGAUGUGUGCGCAGGGCAAAGGGGGAGCGUGGGGGCUGUCAGAGCAGGGGCCUGGCUGUGCCCCCCCCCACCCCCUCACCACCUUGGGUAGCUUAAUAAAGGCCAGGAUGUUUGUA